This is a messenger RNA of Melitaea cinxia (Glanville fritillary), 693 nucleotides long. RefSeq names its product deoxynucleoside kinase-like. The record is from RefSeq and is a predicted model, not a curated record. The transcript is spliced from 5 exons. Gene Ontology annotation, molecular function: ATP binding; deoxynucleoside kinase activity. Lineage: Eukaryota; Metazoa; Arthropoda; Insecta; Lepidoptera; Nymphalidae. Gene Ontology annotation, cellular component: mitochondrion; cytoplasm. The coding region runs from base 1 to 693 and encodes 230 amino acids. Gene Ontology annotation, biological process: nucleobase-containing compound metabolic process.
AUGUCAAAUGUAAAAGUAAUAACAAAUACCGCCCGCGUAAUAAAUAAAAGACCUUUUAAAGUAUCAAUCGAAGGUAACAUAGGAUCGGGUAAAUCUACAUGCAUUAAAUAUUUCGAUAAAUACCCAAACGUCGAAAAACAUGCGGAGCCUAUAUCAGAAUGGCGCAACGUCAGCGGUCACAACCUCCUCAGUCUUCUGUACAGUGACAUGAAAGAAUGGACCUUCGCUUUCCAGCAUUAUGUGCAUCUCAGUCGUCUCAAAAUACAGACAAGCCCGCCUUGCAACCAAAAUAUAACAGUCAAAUUGUUUGAAAGAUCUAUCCAGAACAGUAGAUUUUGCUUUGUUGAAAAUGCAAAGAAGCAAGGAUUCCUCAAGGACCCUGAAUAUCAAGUGCUUUUGAAGUGGUUUGAGUACACGGAAAAGUAUUUAGACACCAGUUUAGAUCUCAUUGUUUAUUUAAAGACAACACCACAAACGGUUUGGGAAAGAAUGAUCAAAAGAGGCAGAACUGAGGAGUCUGAGAUACCACUGGAGUAUUUAGAACAAGUACACGAAUCCUACGAGAACUGGCUCAGUUCCCCUGAGGUUGGCUGUGAAGUGCUGACGAUUGACGCUGAUAGGAGCCUCGAUUGUGUCCUGAAAGACUUGGAACGAUACAGUUAUAAAAUAUUAGGUGGUAAUCACACUAAUUAG